This is a messenger RNA of Staurois parvus, 328 nucleotides long. The record is from the annotation of a GenBank genome assembly. NCBI's taxonomy places the organism in Eukaryota, Metazoa, Chordata, Amphibia, Anura, Ranidae.
UGGUGACAGUAUGGAAAAAAAAAGUGAAAAUAAAUGUUUUUUCAUUUUCCGAAAAAUUAUGACAAAAAAAAAAAAAAAAAAAAAAAAACACAACUUCAAAAAACUCGCCAUGCCUCUUAUGAAGUACGUUGGACUGUCUACUUUGCAAACAGGGGUCAUUUGGGGGAUAUCUGUACUGUUCUGACAUUCUUGGCCUUCAAGAAAUUAGAUUGGCUGUCAGUACUUCAGGAUUGAUCAAUAUUCAGAUAUAUCCCAUAGUUUGUGAACUCUAACUUCAAACUUAAAAAAAUACAUCCUAAUUUGGGUUAUUUUCAGCAAAGACAUGUAG